CCAUCGGACCCCCUGACCACUCGAGAUCUUUUUCUCCAAUCACAGUCAUCUGAAUAAUCCACCCAAUGUCAUUCACGUCUUUUGCGAUUUCGUCUCCACUCUGAUCAGUUCGGUAAGCGCCGAUGCAGCGCAGUCCCUUAGCUCCGACGAAAUGAAUUCUUCGACGUCUGCGGCCGGGCCUGCCAUCUGAUGCAAAAUCCUUGACGUCGUUGAUGGGAUUCUGAAGCUACCGCGACUUUUGCCCUCCACCGCCGCACCCACCCCCUCUAUCCACCACUGCUGCCUCAUUGCCCCGCGGUGAGACCAUGAUAAGGUAGACGGCAUUCGGUAGACUCACCUCCAUUCUCUAAUUAUUUCCAAUAUCGCCGCCAUGUCGCGCACAACGAGUCAAGCGUACAAGCACAUGAGGUCUGCCCUUGCCUUGUGGCCCAAGGACAACCUCCGUCCCGAGACUCAAUUUAGCGAAAUCAUCCAGAGAGGCAUCGAGAGAAGGUAUACCAAGCCCAAUGUCGUCAACGAGGCCAAGGAGCUGAAGCAGGCCAACGCCAUGUUCGCCCUCACUGACGAUCGCUUCAAGAAGAGGUUCCCCCUCAAUGGCGAACUCUUGAAGCCCGAAAGCCAGCCGACAUACUUCCAAGACCUGUUGAGAGAGCUCGAGGAGGCCCCGACACGAGGAUGGCUGCAAAACAUGUCCAAGAAGCUGUCAGGCAUGUUCAGACUUCAAUGAUGAUGGCACAAGGAGCAACACCAAAAAGAACAAAACUACAACCCACACACACACACACACACACACACACACACACACACACACACACGCAC
This is a messenger RNA of Colletotrichum acutatum, 819 nucleotides long. RefSeq lists its product as uncharacterized. The coding region runs from base 371 to 727 and encodes 118 amino acids. The record is from RefSeq and is a predicted model, not a curated record. Gene Ontology annotation, molecular function: ribosome binding. Gene Ontology annotation, biological process: mitochondrial respiratory chain complex III assembly. The transcript is spliced from 3 exons. NCBI's taxonomy places the organism in Eukaryota, Fungi, Ascomycota, Sordariomycetes, Glomerellales, Glomerellaceae. Gene Ontology annotation, cellular component: Cbp3p-Cbp6 complex; mitochondrion.